CUCUGUCUUAUUGCAUCACUUUUCUCCGCUAUCCUGUCCAGGAGCCCUGGGCGUGACGUCACGAUGUUACCAUAAGAUAAAGCUUGAGGUGUAUUUCAAAGCCGGGAAUGAUUUACGUUAUAAAAAGACCGCUGCGACAAGGGAUACUUCUCAGCGGGGAGCCUUUGUAAUUGCAAGGGGCAGGGAGGAAGAAAAUUUGGCACCAUCGCUCAAGCCAGCUCUUCGCUUUACUACAACCCAGCGUCUUUUGCUGGCAGUGGAGGAUAAUUCGGCGCACGACAAGUAGCCCCCCCCCAAAAAAACCCACCACUACAUCCUUCGCUGUCAGGCUCAAUUUGCGCAGCCGUCUUAACUUUGAUGACCGUCUGCGACAGGGUGGCGAUAAAGACGACGACGGGCAGCCAAGAUGACUCGAAAGAGGUGAAGUUUAGGAGCAAAGAAGCGCAUGAGCCACCUGCUGCGGCCGCCCGUCGGAAAAUGGGCACGCUGAGCGUGGACCUCCUGGUCGCCUUGCAGAUCUUGCCGGGCUUCUUCUCCAACUGCCUGUUUUUCGUGCUGUACGACUCGGUGGUGCUGGUGAAGCGCGUGGUGUCGCUCCUCAGCUGCUCGGGAGGCGCCGCGGGCGGCGAGUGGCAGCGCAUGUUAACCUCGGCCGGCGUGCGCUCCAUAUGGAACAGCUUUCUGCUGGACGCCUACAAGCAGGUGAAGCUGGGGGAAUCGGCUCCCAACUCUAAAGUGGUGAAGAUUCCCGGAAUCAACGGCUGCCGCUGGGACCUCGGCAGAAGGCCCGUGGGCGAGUGCCACCUUCUGGACUUCGAGUCGUCCGACCGCCCCUUGGUGGUCAACUUCGGCUCGGCUACCUGACCGCCGUUCGUUAGCCAGCUACCGAACUUCCGGCGGCUGGUUGAAGACUUUUCAGACGUGGCAGACUUCCUGCUGGUCUACAUCGACGAGGCCCACCCCGUGGACGGAUGGGUUGCUCCGCCCAUGAAGCCCUACUCCUUUGAAGUCAGGAAGCACCGUAGCCUGGAAGAGCGGAUGCUGGCAGCGCGGAAGCUUGUGGAUCAUUUCUCGUUACCCCCACAGUGCCAGCUGGUGGCUGACUGCAUGGAUAACAAUGCCAACGUAGCUUACGGUGUGUCCUACGAAAGGGUGUGCAUCGUGCAAAAGAAGAAAAUAGCUUAUCUGGGGGGAAAGGGUCCGUUUUUUUACAACCUUAAAGAUGUACAGCACUGGCUUGAACAGAGCUAUGGGAAGCGGUAAUUUCUAGACGGGUCAGAGAGUCUUUUUAUAUGAAUGGUGGCAUAGUUUAUUUUUAUAUAAUGGAGACGAAGCAGAGUGAACUGCUUUCAGAACUGGUUUGAAGUGGCUCCAGUGUCCAUAUGGACCGCGCUCCUACUUGAUUAACUGAAUUCUCUAAAUCCUUUGAUGAGUUUGCUGGGUGGAAUCCAACAUUCCUAAUCUUUGUUAUACACAAUGAUAAAAACACUAAACACUAAGUAUUGCACUUCCUUUUGAAAGGGUAUUACUGACAACAGAUUUGUAUAUGCACAUAGUGCAACAGAUUUGUAUAUGCACAUCAAUAACAUCUGCCAUUAAUGUAGUAUUACAGUAUGUAAUACAUCUUUAC
Electrophorus electricus (electric eel) is the source of this 1630-nucleotide messenger RNA. RefSeq names its product iodothyronine deiodinase 2 (gene dio2). The record is from RefSeq and is a predicted model, not a curated record. NCBI's taxonomy places the organism in Eukaryota, Metazoa, Chordata, Actinopteri, Gymnotiformes, Gymnotidae. Gene Ontology annotation, molecular function: thyroxine 5'-deiodinase activity. Gene Ontology annotation, biological process: thyroid hormone metabolic process.